AAAAGUCUCUGGAGAUCAAAUCCGGCGAACUGUGAGAACAACUCCGGUGAAGUAGAUUGUUCACUUUGGACGUAGAAGAAGACUGUUCAGUUCAGAGAGAUCGGAAAGAUGUAUGAUGUGAUGUUGGAUGAGGCGAACUUGUGGCAUCACGAACAGGAUGAACCUCCUCUCCGUAAGCGGAAGAUCGAAGAAGCUCCUCCACCUUCACCUGUCGAAGACGUUUAUUUCUCCGACGAAGAAGAUCCUGAGGAACAAGAAAAGUAUCGUCUUCAAGUUGUUGAGUCUUGUGGAUUUGAUGUUGAUUACUGCAACCAUACGUAUAAUGGGAUAAUGCCGGGUGGAUGUAGUCCCUAUGACAAACUCUUUGCAAAGGCUGGACUCCAUUGUUACAAUCUUGAAAAGGGAAAGAAGUUAGAAUUCAAGAGUCUAGUCAAAUUCUUAUUCAACUUCUGAGGUGAUGGAUCCUAUCAACAACUCAAUUCACACUUUCCAAACA
Molecule: messenger RNA, 496 nt
Organism: Camelina sativa (false flax)
Lineage: Eukaryota; Viridiplantae; Streptophyta; Magnoliopsida; Brassicales; Brassicaceae
Source: RefSeq, a predicted model, not a curated record